AUGGCGGCGCUCGGUGGCAUGCUUGCCGCAGCCAUCCUCAAGGUGGUGGCCGACCAGAUUGGUUCGGCAAUAGGAGGUCAGAUCAAGCUGCAGAACAACUUUGAGAAGGAGCUGAGGAAGAUGAAAAUGGCUCUGGAGUCUGUCGAGGCGGUGCUCAAGGUCGCCGAGAGGCGGUCCAUCACCGACGAACCGACACUUCUGUGGUUGAAGCGGCUUAAGGACGCCAUGUAUGCCAUCUCCGACAUGAUUGAUGAGUUCGAGGCCGACACUGAAGCAAUCUCCAAACCGUCUGCUCGGAAGCUCUCCUUCAAAAAAUAUUUGGCAAUUAUGAUCCCUUGUAUCACAAUUUUUCCCAAGAUUACAAUGGCCAAUAAGAUGGAGAAGAUGAGAGAUGAUCUGGAGGUGAUAACAGAUCAACACAAGAAAUUCAAAUUAAAAGAAGGGACUAAUGCCAAUGAGCCACAGGCUACGGACAUACGAGAAACAUCGUCAACCUUGGAGACACAAAUUAUUGGGAGGACCGAGGAGAAAGAUGAAAUAUUGGCCCUUUUAUCUGGGAGCAUGACAGAAGAGAUCACAAUCCUUCCUAUAUAUGGCAUUGGAGGCAUUGGCAAGACAACCAUGGCCAAAAUGAUUUACAAUAGUACUCAGUUCAGAGAAUACUCUCAGGUGUGGGUCUAUGUGUCCCAGACAUUUGAUUUGAAGAAAAUUGGAAACUCUAUCAUAUCACAACUAUCAGAAAAAGAGAAGGAGAGUGAGUACACUCAAAUGGAGAUGAUACGUAAAUCACUUCAAAAGCUCCUCGCCAAUAAGAAGAUUCUAAUUGUUUUAGAUGACCUAUGGGAGGGUGAGGAAUUUCAUCUGGAAAGGCUCAUGGAUAUGCUAAGGGAUGGGAAGGGUGGUAUUGUGGUUGGUAUUGUAACCACACGUGAUGAUGACAUUGCAAACAAAAUCUCUACCAUCAAACCAUACAAAUUAGCACCAUUGACUGAUGACAUCUGUUGGUCUAUAAUAAAGCAAAAGAGUGCAUUUGAAUCUAGAUGCGAUAAAGAACAAUUAGAGGAGAUAGGGAAGAUCAUUGCAAUGAAGUGUGCUGGUGUGGCUUUAGCAGCUAAAGCACUUGGAUACAUGUUGCGAUCUAUGAAGUUUGGCGAAUGGGAAUCAAUGAGAGACAGUGAUAUAUGGAAUGUAUCUACUUUGAAAGAUACAUCUUCUACACAAGUUCUUGUGUCUUUGAAGUUGAGCUAUAGUGUUAUGCCUUCAUAUUUGAAGCUCUGCUUUGCCUAUUGUGCAAUAUUUCCAAAAGGUCACCAGAUACUUAAAGAUGAUCUUAUUCACCAAUGGAUUUCUCUUGGUUUCUCUACUUGGCAGCUCGGUGAGAGAUACAUUAAUCAACUUUUGGGACUCUCUUUUCUUGAACAUUCGAAGUCACCAUCGACUAUCAAACUGUAUGAUGAAGAUGCUACAUUGUUGGCCAUGCAUGAUCCGGUACACGAUUUAGCAAGAUUAGUCAUGGAAGAUGAAAUUCUUGUUGUUGGCAAAGACGGCAACACUGAAGGAAGCUGGUACCAUUAUGCUUUGCUUGAUGAUUGUAGUAAGCCAUUGGGCUUGGAGUCAUCAAAGAUAAGGGCACUCCGUUUUAUGGGUUGUGACAAAAUUGAACUUCACUGUGCUGCAUUUUCAUCUGCCAAGUCCUUGCGCGUCCUUGACUUAAGCGAGUGCAUCAUACAUAAGUUGCCAGACUCUAUUGGUGUAUUGAAGCAGCUGAGGUAUCUUAAUGCUCCUAGAGUCCAAGAUGCAGUCAUUCUGAAUGGUAUCAUCAAGCUCUCAAAGUUAUUGUACCUUAACCUUCAUGGGUCUUCUAAAAUCUUGGCUUUACCAGAAUCAUUUGGGAGGCUAAAAGAAUUAGUACAUCUUGAUUUGUCAAAUUGCUCUUGUAUUGGAGGUGUAUCGGAGUUCUUGGGCAGCCUCAUAGAACUGAAAUAUUUGAACUUAUCUUACUGCAAAAAAAUUGGAGAGAUGCGAGGAGCUCUGGGCGCCCUAUCCAAACUAGAGUAUUUGAAGUUAUCAUUCAGCUCAUAUCUUGAAACUUGCAAAGAAGCAGAAGUUUUGGGCACCCUGAACAAACUUGAGUAUCUAAACUUAUCUUCACAUUAUUGUCGUCUUGAAAAGCUCCCAGAAGCUUUGGGCAGAUUCAUUCAACUCAAGUACUUAAACUUGUCAGGUUGUGAGAAAAUGCUACAACUGCCGAGGUCAUUUCGAAGUCUAAAAAAAUUGGCGCAUCUUGAUCUAUCAGGCUGUGGUAGUAUUUCUUAUCUAGAUGAAGCUUUGGCUGGUCUUUCCAAUCUGCAACAUUUGAAUUUACAGGGUACACGUAUCAAGUUGUUGCCAGAAAAUGUGACCAAACUACGGUAUUUGAAUGUGUCUGGGCUGACUUGUAUGUAUGAUACCAUGGACAGUCUCAUCAACGAUAUAUGCAGUAAUCUUUCCAAUCUGGAGCAUUUGGACUUGUCUAAUAAUACUAAUCGUAUACGCAGUAUACCUGAAAGUAUUUGUAACCUGAGAAAACUGCAUACAUUGAACCUCGCAAACUGCUGGUAUCUUGUAAAGAUACCAGGUAGUAUAGGUACAAUGGAUAGUUUGAAGUUUCUUGAUAUAAAUGGUUGUUGGGCAAUCUCCAAAGCCCCUCAGGUUGGCAGCAGUGCAAUAUCGUUACCACACUUUGGGGUGCAGCCUGGUGAUGGCCACUCUAGCAGCAACCUCGUCCUGCUACAACACAUAGAUUCUGUGGUGCUCAAGUUGACUGGACUUGAAAAUGUGAAGUCCGUAGAAGAGGCCCAGCGUAUAAAUUUGAUGGGGAAGAAAAAACUUGAGGACUUGAAACUAGAGUGGACUCCAGAUGCUGAGAGGUUUGUGGAUCACAAAAUUUUGAUGGAAAAUAUGGUGCCACCGAGCACAUUGGUGUGGUUGGAGAUAUGUGGUUACAGCGGUGUCAGCUUUCCAGCCUGGCUAGUACUGUACCAACUGCCAAACCUAGAGUGUCUGGUUCUCAGAGACAUGGUAAACCUGGAAGAGUGGACCACGUCACACUCCAGUGGUGAGGAUCACGUGCUUGAAAAGUUAGAAAUUCAUGAUUGCCCCCUGUUAAGGUUGAAACCGCUUCCACCUAAAGCUAAAAUGUGGAGGAUAGCAAACAGCGAUAAAGUGUUAUCAUCAUGGGGAGAGUGUACUGGACCACACACCAAUGCCACCUCCUCCUUUUCUCCGGUAACUACUGAGCUGUCAGUUGAAAACUGCAAGGUACCUCUGCAUCAGUGGAGGUUGCUUCAGCACUUAAUUGGCCUCACUGAUUUGCAUAUUAAAAGCUUAGUCGGUCUGACCGGCUCACCAGAGGUCAUCCAACAUCUCUCCUCUCUGAAGAUUCUAACACUAGAAGACAGAUACUUGAAAGAGCUGCCAAAAUGGCUGAACGAGAACAACUGGCAACUCACAAAGCUAACACUGCGGGGUUGCAACAGCAUGGCAUCACUGCCGCAUUGGUUAGGAGAAUUAACCUCCCUCAAAGAACUUGUCUUGUUUGGCUGUGCUGUCCUGAGUUCUUUGCCAGAAAGCUUACAUCAACUCGGCGGUCUCCAGGCACUAGACAUUAGUGACUGCCCUAAAUUAAAUCACUUGGGUGAAAGGGUAUGUCUCCUGCCCAGCUCUCUCGACACUCUUAAAAUCAGGAACUGUAACGGUAUCAAGUGUUUGCCUGAGGGCAGGGAACAACUCACCAACCUCCAAAUACUACAUAUUCAUGAUUGCCCUGACCUAAAGCAAUGGUGUGAAUUAGAGGAGAACAUGUUGAAGCUGGCUCACAUAGAAAACAAGUAUUUGCGCUAG
Lolium rigidum is the source of this 3882-nucleotide messenger RNA. RefSeq names its product putative disease resistance protein RGA4. The transcript is spliced from 4 exons. NCBI's taxonomy places the organism in Eukaryota, Viridiplantae, Streptophyta, Magnoliopsida, Poales, Poaceae. The record is from RefSeq and is a predicted model, not a curated record. Gene Ontology annotation, biological process: defense response to fungus. Gene Ontology annotation, molecular function: ADP binding; protein binding. The coding region runs from base 1 to 3882 and encodes 1293 amino acids.